CCGAUAAGCGAUUGUCGAGUCCGCUUCUUUUUGGUUUAAAUUUAAUAACUUAAAUUUAAAACUAUCACCAUGUCGGGCCAACGAAAGGACAUGUGGAAGCUGCUAUACAAUCACGUAAACCGGAACGCUACCAACCUGGCCCAGGUGUACACGGUAAUUGAAGACAUACUCUGUCAGGAGCCGAGUCUCAUAAGCUGCUCCCUGGUGCGAGAACUGCACAAUAGGUUCCAGGAUACAUUUCUCCUGUGGCUGCUUAAUAAGUUGGCCAAGUGCCUGAGUGAAUCCGGGACUAGCAGCGAAUGCAUCAAGCUCCAGCAGAAAAUCCUGACUUCCUGUUGCUCCAAUCAUCCGAAGCUGUAUGAGCGUCUAGUGUUGGCCUAUGUGGAGGCCCUGCAAGAGAUUCAACUGCGUCUCAGCUCCUUGGACUACAGUAAGGGCCAAGAACAUGCCAACAAAGGCAUUACCAUAUCCGUUUUUAAAUGCGAUGUGGCUUGUCUUCAGGAGUUUGACCCACAGUGCGCACUGGAGGACAUCUACCUACCCGUGGAUAAAGCGGACAUGUUUGCUAAGCACUUGCUGACAGUUCUGCAGCAUGCCCAGCUUAUUGGACACUCCACGCAUGCUCAGAUAUUCUGUUCCAGCCUGCACCAAGCCCUGCUUAUUCUCAAAGAGUGCGAUAUGGACACGAAACUAGCUAGUCUGGACUAUUGCCACAAUGUCCUGCAGUCGCAAUCUGCUGUCAACUGGAAAAGAGAGCCAGAUGUGGCCCAUUACGCACAAUUGACGCUGGAGGCCAUCCUGGCUAUGUGGUCCAUGGUAGCUAAGUGGCUGGAGACUGGAUGCAUGUCCCGACUGGAACUGAAAGACCUGGACGAUGCCACCCAGAAACUCCUUCUAGUUCUUAAAGCGCACGGUGCAGGAACUCUACAGCUAGGAUACCUUCUUUUGAAUGAGGUUCUGGGACUGCCAGAAGAGGAAUGCAAUAGCUCUUUGCUGCAGAGUAUUAGCCAGUACAUCCAAGAGCUGCUGGACCGUUCCUUAAGCUCGCCGGAUCAGUUGGUCCUCUUGCAUGAGUUGGCCAAGAGCCAUUGGCGCUCGCACCCCUCUCACUUACUGCCCCUGAUGGCAUAUGUGGCUGUGAAAGCAACUGAUAGCCGAAAGCAAGUCAUCGAAUCUCUAACGCAAGCACUCGUGCCAAUCUUGGACAGGAAAGAAGUUUCGGGGAGCGAGUGGCGGGAAGUGAUCGAGACUUUAAAGGCUUUGAAGCAGCUGGAGCUGCUUAUCUUGAGGCAAUGUCAGGACAGUAUCGUAGAGCAGGAGGGUGAACUGAGCUUCUCUCUACUGGCCAAGCUACCAUUGCAAUGUGAACUUCCAAAAGACACAAACGUAAACUGGAACUCACUAUCCACGAAAUUACUUGAAAAAGAGAAAAAGUGCCGUACAGAGACGUUCCUAGAGGUAUGCUCCCUUUUAAUGCAGGUGACCUACAUCCGUCAAUCCUUGAAAUCCCAAACUCAACACCAGCUACUGGCUGUUCUGGAGCGGCACAUGGAAAUGUCCCAUCUGUAUGCAAUACGCUUGGAGACCCCGUCUAGUGCCCACACCCAGAUUAAAUCCUUCUACGCCCAGCACUUUCAGGACCUCAUUCGAUCCAAUGAAAAAAUUGACUUUUGGGAUAAUCUGCCACACUUGUAUAUUGCCGGUUAUGUCAAGCCGGAGCAAUUAUUAAAGUCUGUACCAGCCGCCGACCAAGCCGGACGACGUCAAGUCAUCCGUUUACUGAUCUGCUCAAGCGCGGGACCUCUAAGCGCUUUCAAAGUUAACGAAAGCAUUGAACUCUUCUGUCCAAAAUGUCAUCCUCUGCCCGAGAAGCUCCCUGGCACUUUCUUGGGCAAAACCAAACAGCAAUCAUUCGAUCUGGACUUCUCUAGUUCCAUCACUGAAACAAUAGCCAAAGAUUUGCUGUACCAAUCGGACUCGGAGUACCUUGCACAGCAUCUGGAUUCGUUGAGCAUCGAACCGACCAUGAUCCUGCGGCUACUAACAGAGACUAGGGACAUGCGGGAGCUCAAUGAAAAGAGCCUCAGUCUUGUGGUGCCUGUAAUGACUGCUCAGUCAUCGGAUUUCAUGCAGCAGUGGGCAACCUUCGUCUUGGAUGUCAUUAAAUCCAUGCUGGCCAAGCCAUUGGAGGACCAAGAAGUCCUAGAACAAAGAGCCCUGUUGCGGAUAAUAAUCGCCACUGCCUAUCCGGAGAUGGAAGAGCUCUGGCUGUUCCACUGGUUUAAGAUGACAUUUUUCUUGCUGGUGCACAUCCGCUCACUAGUGGCUCAGGAGGCAGUACUAGCCGCCACGGAGAUGUGCGCUAGCCAUGGCUUACAGACGAUCCACCUGUGGAACUGGUACCGGCGAGAUGCCCUCGACCUGGUUGUGCGCUUGGCUCUUACAGCAUAUCUAUCAGAUGGUGUGCGCUUCACCCGAUCUCUCAGAGCACUAACAAAAAUGCUGGGUUUCUCGUGCGUCCAAGAGUUCACUUGCAAGUACCAUCGCCUUCUGACCGCCAUGGUUCUGCCCCACUGCAUCGUGGAGCCACGUUGCAAAGGAGUUCUAGUGUUGAUAGCCAAGCAGCUACGAAAACCCAUCGCCACUCUAUUUGCGACUUCCUUCCUGCGGAUCUACACUCAUGUGUAUCUAACCGAAGACCCGGAGUUGGCCAACAACUGCAUCGAGCUGGUGGUCAGCUGCACCCAGUCCAGCUUGCAGCAGUUAAUGAAUGCUGAUGUGAAACAAACGGUGGCUGAGCUGCUGAUUUACUUCAAUCGGAAUCCCACUUUCGUGAUGCGCUCCUUCCAAAGCCUGCUGCAGGUUUCAACAGAGGAGGAGCUCUCCAGCCAAGCGGCAAAUGCGGAAUUCGCCACGUUUAUUGCUGAACGUUUUCUGGGCGUGAUUACCUUCUUCGAGAGCUGCCUGAGCGAACCGACGUUCGAGAAGCCGCUGAAGGAGGAGACCCUGUACAGCCUUGGGCAGAUCAUGCGCUUCGUGGGCUCCCAGCACGUGACGCAGUUCCGUUUCAAGAUCAUCGCCAUGCUAAGCUUCGUGCACACCCUGGAGGAGCCACGAUUGCAGCGCAUCUGCCUCAAGAUCUGGCACAUCUUCCUUCACGUGGUGAACAUGCAGGACUUGGGCCCGUCGCUGGGUAGGAUCGUGGCCACCUUGCUGCCGCUAUUGGCGGAUGGGGUGAGCGUGGAUCAGGUGAACGAACUGUACGAGUUCGUGAUUCUCCGUAAUGCCUCCAUGCUGGGAAACUACAUAGCAGACCUUUACUUUUUGGAGCGAAAUGAGAAAGUGUCGCCCGCCAUUAGGAAGUUCAUCCGACGACACACCGCUCAUCUGGAUUUUGGAGGAGGUGUGGACGAGGAAGGUCAAUCCCAACCAUCAGCCCAGUUGCUGGAGCAGCUACGUUUCUUGUACAAACACAUCACGGACGAGUGCCUUCAAGUGCGGGUCUAUGCCCUCCAGCACCUGGGCGAGCUCUUCGUCCGAAAACGAUCCCAACUCAACAGCACGAUCCUUAGCAGACUGCCGCUUGAGCCGUUGCUGGAGCAGAUCGUCAAUGUCCUGAUGGCGGGAUGCCAGCAUGACGACAGGCAGUUGCAGAUGGCGUCGGCCAAGUGCCUCGGCGAGCUUGGGGCCAUCGAUGCCAGCUAUCUGCCCUCGCAUUACAACUUCGCCGCUCCCCAGCAGCUGCCGCUGAAUGUUCUCUCCGAUGACUUUGCCGUUCUAGCCCUCACAGCUCUGUGCCGGGGAUACCAGUUCCAACAGAAGACCAAGCAUGUGGACAGCUUUUCGCUGGCCAUCCAAGAGACCCUGGCUGUGUGCGGCAUCUCGCCCAAGGAGAACAAGAAGGUGGAGCUCUGGCAGUCCCUGCCCGACCGCAUGCGUCAGGUAAUGGAACCGCUACUUCACUCCUGCUACACCAGCUGCCAGCGACCCAGCACCUGUACUCAGCAACCGUUGUUCGGAAGCCACUACUCCAACAACUUCUAUGAGGAGUGGGCCUUCCUCUGGGCCAGCCGCUUGAUCGACUACGUCCAAUCCUCGGAAACAAAACACCUGCUUAGCUCCUACAAGCCCAGCAUUAAGCGGGACGGCAACAUGCUAAGCACCUUCUAUCCAUACAUACUGCUCCACGCCCUGUUGGAGUGCUCGCCGGAGCAACGGGAGCACAUUGAAGAGGAGUUCCUGGCCGUUCUUCAGGCCAACGAACUGGGCUCGGGUUCAUCCUUAGUCAAAGGCCAACAGGAGCUGGGGGCCGUAAAGGAGAACGCCUUCAAGGUGUUCGAGUCCCGCAAGUACGCCGCAGGAACCAAACCCACAGCCGGGAGCUCAGUCCUGGAGCGAAAAGAAGACUCCAGCCAUGUUCCAAGGAUGGCUGGGAAGCUAUGCGCCGAACUAUUGGACUUUCUCCAGCGCUGGCUGCGAGAAUGGGAGAGGAUGCACGGGCGAAGCACCGGCGGCAAGCCUCCACAAACUGUAGAUCCCAACUACCGAAAGAUUUACGAGUUCCUGGCCCAGAUCCCCAAGCUGUUGGUGUCCCAUGCCAGCUACAACUGCGGAGAGUAUGCCAGAGCACUCAGCUAUCUGGAAAGCUAUCUGGAGGAGGAAGAGGGCGAGGAGAAGAGCAAGCGCUUUCUGGAGCAGUUCACGUUUCUGGUGGAGAUAUACGGAUCCCUCCGGGACUCUGAUUCCGUGGAGGGCGCUGUGCAAGUGCGCAACUCUGACAUGAGCGUGACCCAGGACAUACUCGUUAACCGUUUGGUGGAGCGGCAGCAGGACAUGAUUACCUGCUACGAGCAGCUUCUGUCAAGCACAGACCAGCUUCAGCCGGAACAUGUGCGUGCCAUGGUGGACGCCUACCUGAUGGACACCCCCAAGACCGCCCAGCUCAUAGCGGAUGGUUUGUGGCAGCGACUCUCGGAUCGCUAUUCGGAGCAGUGCUUUGUGGAAUGCAAAUCGGAGCUGCUGUGGCGCCUGGGUAGCUACGACGAGCUGGAGGAGCUCCAGUCGGGCCACAACUGGCCGGCCCAGUGCGCCCAGGGCUGUCUAGCCCUGCGUCAGCCCCUGACCACUUCCUCGCAGUUCGAGUCCCUACUGGAUGGAAUGCGGGGAUCGGUGCUGGAGCAGCUGCGCAACUGCUCCGCCAUGCAGCAGCACUCGUACGCCAAUGCCUACGAUGCCGUUCUAAAACUACACCUCGUCCAUGAGCUGCAGUGCAGUCAGCAGUUGGUGGAGCAACUGGAGGGCGAAACGCUAGAGGAAGCUCAAGAGCAACUGAUGUCCUCGUACUUCGACGACUGGCAGCACCGUUUGAGGGUUAUCCAGCCGCAGGUGCGCAUCCAAGAGCCCGUCUACAGUUUCCGGCGGAAUCUGUUAGCUGAGUUGCAGCGCCGCCUGACGGAUCGCAAGCACCUUCUUCCCCGUCUGCAAACGGAGCUGGCCAGGCUUUGGCUGCACAGUGCCCAGAUCAACCGGAAUGCUGGCCAACUCCAGCGAGCGCAGCUGUACAUCCUGAAGGCGGCGGAAUAUCAGCCCACAGGCCUGUUCCUCGAACGCGCCAAGCUCCUUUGGCAAAAGGGGGAUCAGGUGAUGGCCAUCAACUACCUGGAGGAGCAGCUGUCCAUCAUGCGCGACGCCUGCAAGGGCUACGUCAAGCAGCUGCCUCCUGACCAGCGGUAUCUUUACUUCCAGGGGAAGUACCUGCAGGCCGUCUACAGUGCCGAGUCCAUGCACUUGUGUGCCGACUCCGUGCUGAAGUAUUUCGAGGAGGCCAUCGCUGUGCAUCGUCAGUCAGAGAGCUGCUACGUUCAGUUGGCCCAGUUUCUGGAGAAGAUGCGCGAGGCCAAGCAGACGAGCAGCACGGGAAUCGACGACGUGUUGCUCCAGGUCUUGGUUAAUUACGCCAAGUCCCUUCGAUACGGCAGCGAGCACGUCUACCAGUCGAUGCCGCGCCUGAUCAGCCUCUGGCUGGACACCGCCGAGUCCUGCCCCAACCAGGACAUGAUCAAGAGGAUGAACGACUUGCUGACCAACUGCAGCAACGUCCUGCCAACGUCUAUGUUUUACACCGUGUUCUCCCAGAUGCUCAGUCGCCUCUGUCAUCCAUCCGCCGAGGUGUUCACCGUACUCCGCAACGUGAUCGUUCGCCUGGUCGAAGACUUCCCCCAACAGUCGCUCUGGAUGCUGUUGCCGCACUUUAAGUCCGCCACGGCCAACAGGAUCAAGCGCUCCAAGUUGAUACUCACCGACAGCCGUCUGCAGAACUCCGCUUUCCAGAAGCUCCUCCACGAUUUCAGUUGUCUGGCGGAGCGACUGAUGGAUGUAACCAACAAAGAGGUGACCCUGGACCGGAACUACAAGCUGAGCGAUCUGGACAAGCGCCUUACCAAGCUCUGCAACCAGGCUGACUUCUCUAACAUCUUGCUGCCCUUUGAGAAAUACAUGCAGCCCACCUUGCCCCUUAGCUCGGACGCCACGUGCUCGAAUCCGGUGCCUAUUCCAGCGAGCUCUACCGCGAAACCGAACCUGUUCCCUUACCAGCAGAUAUACAUCAACGGCUUUCAGGAGUCGGUCCUCAUCCUGCGCUCGGCGGCCAAGCCCAAGAAGCUCACCAUUCGUUGCAGCGACGGCCAGGACUACGAUGUGCUGGUUAAGCCCAAGGACGAUCUGCGUCGCGACGCUCGUCUGAUGGAGUUCAAUGGUCUGGUGAAGCGUUACUUGCAUCAAAAUGCACCGGCUAGGCAACGCCGCCUCCAUAUCCGCACCUACGCCGUGUUGCCCUUCAAUGAGGAAUGCGGCCUGGUGGAGUGGCUGCCCAAUUUGGCCUCCUACCGGAGUAUUGUGAUGAGCCUGUAUACGCAGCGGGGCCAAGCCAAGUCCAGCCGCCAGCUGCACCAGAUGGCAGUGCCCGUUCAUGACCCGCUGGAACGGAAACGAGACGUCUUUCUCAAUCAGCUACUGCCGGCCCAUCCGCCGGUCUUCCAGGAGUGGCUGCGCCAACGCUUCGCCACACCCCACAGCUGGUACGAGGCCCGGAACACUUACAUCCGCACCGUGGCCGUCAUGUCGAUGGUGGGCUACAUCCUUGGCUUGGGCGAUCGGCACGGAGAGAACAUCCUGUUCGAUGAGCGCAACGGCGACGCCGUUCAUGUGGACUUCAACUGCCUCUUUAAUCAGGGCGAACUGCUAGCCUAUCCCGAGGUGGUUCCCUUCCGCCUCACCCAGAACAUGAUCGCCGCCAUGGGUCCCUUGGGCGUGGAGGGCAGCUAUCGUAAGUGCUGCGAGAUCACCCUCCGUCUGCUCAAGCAGGAGACCAAGACCCUGAUGUCCAUGCUGAGACCGUUCGUAUAUGAUGUGGGAGCCCAGAUACGCCAUGGUGCCGCCACGGCCAAGAUAACCAGCGAUGUCCAGCGCAUCGCCGAUCGACUGCAGGGUCAUAUAAAGCGGCAGCAGGCCAACAGCAUUCCACUCUCCACGGAGGGACAGGUCAACUUUCUUAUAAACGAGGCCACCAAGGUGGAUAACCUGGCUGCCAUGUACAUUGGAUGGGGGGCGUUCCUUUAA
Drosophila bipectinata is the source of this 7617-nucleotide messenger RNA. RefSeq names its product meiotic 41 (gene mei-41). Gene Ontology annotation, molecular function: protein binding; protein serine/threonine kinase activity. NCBI's taxonomy places the organism in Eukaryota, Metazoa, Arthropoda, Insecta, Diptera, Drosophilidae. Gene Ontology annotation, cellular component: nucleus. Gene Ontology annotation, biological process: telomere maintenance; protein phosphorylation; DNA damage checkpoint signaling. The record is from RefSeq and is a predicted model, not a curated record.